Molecule: messenger RNA, 2932 nt
Organism: Octopus bimaculoides (California two-spot octopus)
Lineage: Eukaryota; Metazoa; Mollusca; Cephalopoda; Octopoda; Octopodidae
Source: RefSeq, a predicted model, not a curated record
GUUGACAAAUCAUAUUACAUCUCACUUUAGAUCCAAGCCCAAAAUUUUUUAGGAGUGGAUUAGAUGUAGCUGUGUAGCACAUACACAUUGAUUCUACACUCUUCAUUAGAAUUAGUUUAUCAAACCAACGAAAGAACUAACAAGCAAACUGACCGCAACAAGAUUUGAAAUCAGAAUAUAAAGGAUCAAAAUUUAAAAAAAAAAACCAUUUAGCUUGACGCUGUAUUGAUUCAGAGCAGUCACUGAUUUGUGAAAAUCACAUUUUCAAUUAACCAAUUAUGAAUUGCAUUUUCAUUUUACUUUGUCUCCUGCAAAUAGUUUACAGCUCCGUGGAUCAGAAUAAACAUGCCCAGAGUGCAAAAGAUCUACAAAUACAGAACUAUCCAAUGCCAAAAGGUUACUGCUGGAGAAUCACAUUUUAUAUUUCAAGGAAACUUUUGUCUGGAACCUCAAACUAUAUCACUGUUCAAUUAAUCAAUGAUGAAACACGAGUUUUCUCAAAUAGAUUACCCUGUUCAGAUAAAUGUGAAAGGGGAUCUCAACCAAGCUUUUAUUUUUGCACUCCACAAAUUGAUCCAGUAAAAGAAGUAAAAUUAAAUGAAACGGUAAAACAUUUCUGGAAUGGAUUGACAUCUGUUUGGAGAUUGGAAAGCAUUGAUUUGAUGAACUUGAAUACUUCAGCUAAUUAUAGAUGCACACUCGAUAACCCUGAUGCCGACGAAAAAGGCUGUAAACUAAAUCCCACAGGUUACUGCUGGAGAAUCAAAUUCUAUAUUUCAAGGAAACUUUUGUCUGGAACCUCAAACUAUAUCACUGUUCAAUUAAUCAAUGAUGAAACACGUGUUUUCUCAAAUAGAUUAUCUUGUGCAAAAAAAUGUAAAAGGGGAUCUCAACCAAGCUUUUAUUUUUGCACUCCACAAAUUGAUCCAGUAAAAGAAUUACAAUUAAAUGAAACGGUAAAAAAUUUCUGGAAGGGAUUUGUAUCUGGUUGGACAUUGGAAAGUAUUGAUUUGAUGAACUUGAAUACUUCAGCUGAAUAUAGAUGCACACUCGAUUACCCUGGUGCCGAGAAAAAAGGCUGUAAACUAAAUCCCGCAGCUAAUGCUAAGGAACCAGCUAUUCCAUAUACUUCAUAUGGCAGUACCCUGAACAUAAUGACAGUUACUACAGCAGAUAAACAAAUAGAUUCAGAGGAAAAUACACCAGCAUCAGUUCUUGGUUACUGCUGGAGAAUCACAUUUUACAUUUCAAGCAAUUAUUUUUCUGGAACCUCAAAUUAUUUCACUGUUCAAUUAAUCAAUGAUGAAACACGUGUUUUCUCAAAGAAAUUAUCUUGUGCAAAAAAAUGUAAAAGGGGAUCUCAACCAAGCUUUGAUUUUUGCACCCCACAAAUUGAUCCAGUAAAAGAAUUAAAAUUAAAUGAAACGGUAAAAAAUUUCUUCAAAAAAUUCACAUCUGGUUGGAGAUUGGAAAGCAUUAAUCUGAUGAACUUGAAUACUUCAGCUACCUAUAGCUGCACAUUCAGUAACCCUGGUGCUGAUGAAAAAGGCUGUAAGCUAAAUCCCAAAGUGAUCGCUAUGUGAAUUGUGUCAUAUGGACAGAAAUGUGAAUUGUGCCAUCUCUGUCAACAACCUGUAGCCUUCUCAGCCUGCAGCUCCACUUUUUCAAGAACUCAGUAACAAUACACUAUUUCUUUUUGAAUCCUAUUAUUUGUUUACAACCAAGAAGAAUAAUCCUUUCUAUUAUAGAAACAAUACCUGAAAUUUUAAGGGAGUGGGUCUAGUCGAUUAGAUUGAUCCCAAUGCACAGCUGGUACUUAUUUCAUCAACCAAAAAAGACAAAGUCAACUCAUGCAACAUUUAAACUCAGAACAUAAGAUGGACAAAAUGCUGCUAAGUAUUUUGUCCAGUCAGCUAAAAAUUCUUCCAGAUUGCUGCCUUAGUGAAGACGAAUAAUACAAGGAAGAAGCGUUACUAUAGAAGUGUCAUUGUGUCAACAUAUGCAAUUUGAAUGACCUAUGUCAGUUACUUAAAAAGUUAUGCCAACUUUCGCUUUAUUUUAGUUACAGUCCUUAUAAUAUGCUAUAUACACUAUUCAUAAAUCCUUUUGGAAUGUAUUUCCCAAAUGUACUUUUCUUUGAUUUAACUUUUACAUACAUGGGUUGGUCAUUAUAACCAGAUUUAUAUAAUAAUAUACUGUUUUGAAUCGCACUACAUUUGGUUUAUCCAAACAGAACGUUUGCUAGUUUAAAAAUUUACUCGCAAAACUGUUUCUUUAAAUUAGUUCUAACUUAAAAUCUGGACAUUUAUAUGACACCAAUUAUCUCUCAUAUUCUACCAUCCUGCUUGCUACCCAAAUAGAUAAAGAUCCAUAAGAUAGAACUCCUUUAGCUCAAGCUUCUUUGGUUAUUAUAUUUUCCUUAUUUUAUUUUUUCACUGAUCCUACUAUUCCCAUUUCGUUGUUUCCCUUUCUUCCCUUCUUCUCUUUUGUUAUGUAUACUUCUACAUUUGAGUUAUAACUUCCUUUGAUGACCUUAAAUGUGACACACAGACAAAAACAGACAGGAACAAGCAGAGUAAUAUUAUAAUAUUCAUUGUUAGAGCUUUAACACUGGUUUUCAUAUUUGUGACAAUGUUAAAUUGAACUGUUGUUUCUAGCAAAAGUCUCUGUCUCGUUCACACUCACGCUUUAAAUUCACUUCAGAAUCAAAACAAUAAACAUUGAGCUGUAAUUUCUAACCAAAAAAACCUGCCUUCUUUAUCAUAUAUCGCUAGAGAAUUUUCUUCAGCGAGGGAUUUUUAGACAUUUUGUGUCACUAAUACUUUUUAGUUAGAAAUUCACCUCCUGUAAACCAGUACUUCCCAACCUUUUUUUCACUUUUGUUACAUUUAUAUUCUUUUCACAAUUCAAAAUAAAAAAAUAAUCACUAUAA